Molecule: messenger RNA, 11742 nt
Organism: Pristis pectinata (smalltooth sawfish)
Lineage: Eukaryota; Metazoa; Chordata; Chondrichthyes; Rhinopristiformes; Pristidae
Gene: pkd1b
Product: polycystic kidney disease 1b
Exons: 39
Coding region: 117-11681 (3854 amino acids)
Biological process (GO): kidney development
Cellular component (GO): membrane
Molecular function (GO): protein binding
Source: RefSeq, a predicted model, not a curated record
UGCAGACUGUCAAUUAUUUCCUCACUGGAGCAGCGACUUUCAGUGGAACCUACAGUGUGAAGGAUGCCACGGUACUGACCAAGCCCUCCCCACGUGGAGCGGCGACUGUUGAGAUCAUGCUGUUUCCUGGCCUUUGGUUCAGUCACUUGGGGUUGGUGAGCUCCAUUGAAUUUGUGGUGCAGCCUUUGAAAAAAGCCGCACGGGUACAUUUCAAGAUAUUCAGGCCAUACUGUGCCCCGAACCUGUUCCUUAUCCCUCCAGGCUGUGAGUCACUCCGGACUCCCUUCGCCAGCUGUCAUACACAGCCGCUGUGCAAUACCACUGGAGGAUGCAUGAGUGGACAGCAGUGGUGCCACCUGAGGGAGCGAUGCCUGCCCAUCACCAGCCCCUGCAGCUCAUAUGCAUUUGAGAACGUCACCACCAACAUCCUACCAAUUGUGAGCCCGCCCAGAGGAGAAGGAGGGCAGAGCGAGAAGGAAGGGAAUGUCUGUGAUGGGGUGGAGAUCAAGAGAAAGCAGAUGACACAGAUUGAUGUCACCAAGGAGAUGGUGCUGAAGGUGGCGCUGGGCGACGAGGAGAUUCCCGUAUUCCCAGAUGAUGUCAUCGGUAUUCAGCACGAUGCUGGGCCCGGAGCCCUCCUGCAUUGCCUGCCCAGCUCUACAUCGCCAUGGCGACAAAGCUACGUCGGGUUAGUGGGUCAGAGCUGGGCAGAGAGUUUACUGGUGGGUUUCCAACCGGCGUGGCCCAGCCCCUCCUGGGUUGAUGGCAUUGUCUGUGAUGUCCGUGUCCUGUACACAGACCAGCAGCGAGCAGUGGCAGUCACCCCAUCCCUUGACACUGGGCUGCACACACACCCGGUAUCCCUGAUUGGCAGGGAGGACCCAACAGUGACCAACUGCUGUCCGCUGGGCACUCAGUCAAAGAUCACUGGCCUACAGGUCGUCUUCCCACAGUCUGAAGGCGACAGGAUCUCGGUACCGACAAACAACGAGACGCUCAUUGUGGUCAAGAUCAAUUCUGGCGGCUAUGCCACCUCGUGGUGGGGUCCACCAGUCCGCCAGUCAGCAGUCCACUUCGAGGCCCACUGCCCGGUCGACCUGCCUCAAUUCAUACCCGCCUGUCGCAAGGAGACGGUCGAUACCCGGUUCGCAUACGUCCACUUUACUGCCAGCCACGUGGGAAGGGAAGUCCUGAACAUCAGUGUGAACAAUGGGGUCAGCUCCCGUAACUUGUCUGUGGUAAUCCAGGCCGACGAUGUGAUCCAGGGCCUUCACAUUGUGCCCAACAACCUCAAGCGGAUGCUGGUGGAUGCCUCUCAAGUGUUUUCAGCCGAGGUUACCCAUGGCACUUCAGUUAUCUAUACGUGGGUGAUUGAUGACCUGGAAGUCUUUUCCUACACCGGACAAACCUACACGGUGAUUUUUAAACAUGCCGAGACCUACAGGUUGAAGCUGACAGCGGUGAACCCAGUGAGCAGUCAGAGUGUGACAACCGAGCUGGUAGCAGACACCAUGCGUCCUCUAAUGGAUCCAGAGUUUAUUAACAUGUCCAACGUGAUUCUUGUUAACAAGCCCCAACUCUUUGUCCUGAUGGUUAAAGCAGACAGCUUGGCAGAAGUGACCUUCCGAUGGAGUUUUGGUGAUGGCAGUGCCCAAGUGAUACAUUCCACACACCCACAGCACUCCUCCGGGCUCACUGAGGGGAACCAAGGUUCUGCAAGCGUGAACCUACAGGAUUACAUGGCCUGGACGUACACCCAGCCUGGUGACUACAAAGUGGAAGCAGAGAUACAUGCUCAGCAGAACCGUGUGACAAAGAGCACCCUCAUGUACGUCCGCAGCCUUCUAAUGGAUCUGAGCUGUGUCCUGGCCCCAGACCACCCCAGUGUUGAUGGGCUAGUUACGCUUGAAGCCUUCCCUCGACCCUCUUCCCAUGAGAUAUUCUACACGUGGAACUUUGGUGAUGGAACUCCUGCAGUAGAGGGGACAAAUGCCACCAUAUGCCAUCGGUUUAAAGAGGAGGGGGUUUACAAUGUCUCGCUGGUGGCCAAUAACACGGCCAGUAUAAUGAGUUGCCACAUGGUGGUAAAGGUGGAAGAGGAGGUCACUGGUCUUGUGGUGACCAUCAGUGGCCAGGGGGAAGUGGGCUCCCCGACGCUGGUUCACGCUGAGGCCUCAAGUGGGACCAACGUUGUGUGGACCUUCGACAUGGGGGAUGGCAGCUUCUUUGGCAAGCUGACGACAGCCACUCUCUCCCACACGUACGCAACCGAAGGAAGUUAUACUGUCACCGUCACCGCGAGUAACACCGUCAGCUCAGCCAGCCAAUCGGUUGCCGUGGAGGUCCACACGCUGAGGGUGGUGGACAUAAUGAGCCCAGGCUACGUGGCCUCGGGGAGCCAGGUCUCACUCCAGGCCCAGGUGACGGGAGCAGGGAACAGGACCCGUUUCCGGUGGAGCUUUGGAGACGGCAGUCCACCUCUGGUGGUGCUCGGCAGCUCCAGGACCAACCACACCUUCACCGCGGCUGGGAACUACACUGUGACGGUCACAGCCAGCAGCCCCUUCAGCACAGCACACCGGCAGGCCGCCAUUUGUGUCCAGGCAUCCAUCGUCUCCGUCCAUCUGCUGGCCAGUCACCGAUCGGUGCUCCCAAGGGAGCCGGUGCAAUUUGUAGCCGAGGUGAUUCCCGGGGAAGAUGAGGAGCACCCGUACGAGUACCGAUGGGAUUUGGGGGUGCUGGGCCCUCUCCAGUCUGGCACCAGGGAACUGACCUUCAGCUACAGCCAGGCAGGCGUCUACCUGGUCACGGUCCACCUCCAGAACCAGGUCGACCAGCGAAGCAGCUCCUGCUCAGUGGCAGUCCAGGAGAAGGUUGGGGACUUCACAAUCUCUCACGAGGGGCCCAGCCAGCAACAACUCUCCUUGAACAAGACCUACACGUUCCACAUUACCGGGGCUUUAGGCACGAACACCACCUUCCACUGGGAUUUUGGCGAUGGCACUGCCCAGGGAUCGGGUCAGGGGCUGCCGCACGUUUAUUGGAGCCCUGGCCAGUACACCGUGACUGUCGUCGGGGAAAACCUGGUCAGUCGCUUGGAGAAACACCUGGGCAUCUGGGUGGUAAUGCCCAUUACGGAGCUUAGCAUCAGCACCAAGGAGUCAACAGUAGAAACGGGAAAGGUGGUGGUGUUUGCGGCAAAGCUCAGCACAGGCGAUGGGGUCUCCUAUUUCUGGGCUGUUCGGGGAGACCUUGGUCUGCACCAGGGAUCUUCCCACUUCAAGUACAAGUUCAAAGAGCCUGGCGCUUACAUUGUGACGGUGACAGCAAGAAAUGAAGUGAGCGAAGAGACAGAAAUCCUCACCGUUCUAGCUGAGGAGAGUAUCCAAGACCUGGAGAUAUCCAGCGGAGACCUGAUUGAGGGCAGUUACUCGGCCAGCAGGGAAACUUGCCUGUUGCAGGCGCAGAUGGCCCUUGGCUCCAACCUGUCCUACGAGUGGACUGUUAGUCAAGGUCCUGUCACAGUCAUUACUGGUCAAGGUUCGACUGUAGUUUUUCAACCAGAGGAAGCUGGACAUUACCUGGCAGUGGUGGUGGUCAAAAAUGCUCUCGGAGAGGCCAAGCAGAGCAAAGAGAUCUUUGUCCAAGAGCGUGCCUGUGGAAUGGAGAUUACUGCGUCAGCACGCGAGGUAGCCAUGGGGCAACUGGUGCACCUGGAGGUGGUUGUCGUUUCGGGGACGGAUUUGCAGUACGAGUGGUCAGUUGAAGGAGAUCCGGAUCACAUCAAGACCAACACCUCCUCACUGUCCUACCUUCCCCUGUCUGCGGGAACCCCCGUGGUGACCGCAACUGCCUGCAACAAGCUGGGGUGCGCCCAGAGCUCCCUGACGUUAAGGAUCCCGGAGCUCAUCUCCGGGGUGAACUACUCCAUCGCGGGCGGGGCACCUCCCUUCCUCCUGCCAGCCAAUGCCACCGCCCUCCUUCAGGGCUCUGCGGACAGAGGUGCGGACAUAACCUGGGAAUGGAGCCUGGUGGGGGACACAGGUAUCCAGGCUUGGCAUGGGCACCAUAGGGAGCGCACCUUCCCAAUGGCGGGUGUGUAUCUGCUGAGCCUCAAUGCCUCCAAUGGAGUCAGCUGGGAGGUGGUCCACCACAACCUUACGGUGGUGGGCAGGUUCCAAGGGUUGGCGAUAGUCCCGGACAAGGCAGUGGUCGGGGUUGGCAACUCCGUCACCUUCAGCCUCUGUGUGGAGCAGGGCAGCGGCAUGCGCUUCUUCCUCUCCAUCCCCACCCUGGACGUGGGUGUGUGGUGGCCCGGGCCGACCUAUGGCCAGGCCUUCCCGCGGCCCGGCCGGCACCAGGCGGCGGUGGCGGCGUGCAACCCGCUGGGCGGCCAGACGAGCUCGGCCUGGGCGACGGUGCUGGAGGAGAUGGGCUGCCUGCACCUGGCCAACUGCUGCCGGCCGGCGGUGGAGGCACAGCGGGAGCUGCGGCUGAGCGCGGCGCUGCGGGCCGGCGGGGAGGGGGCCACCUACACCUGGCUCUUCCAGCUGCCCGGCUCGGCCGACCGCCGCCUGGCCGGGCCCAGCGUUGCCUACACGCCCGGCGGCCCCGGGCCGCUGACGGUGCGGCUGCAGGCGGCCGGCCGGUUCGGAGCGCUGGCGCUCACCCAGCGCCUUCGGGUGCAGCUGCCGGUGGUGGUGGCAGCCGCGGGCCUCUGGAGCGACGCUGUUGCCCUGCUGGCCGGCCAGGCGGCCACCUUCCGCCUGCCACUGGCAGGCGGCACCGAUGUGUGGUACCACUGGGACUUUGGCGAUGGCGAGGGUACCGUCAGCAGCCUGAGUGGCACGGCCCGCCACCGGUACCGGGCCGCCGGCCGCUACACCGUGCGCGCCUGCGCCUUCAACCACGUGAGCGCCACGGUGGCGCGCCUGGUGGUCACCGUGCAUCUGCCUGCCUGCCGUGCCCCCGCUGUCCGCCUGGUCCAGCCGCUGCGCUCCGUGGCCAGGGCCCGGCCCUGCUACUUCGAGGCCGAGGUGGACCUGAGGGGAUGCACGGCCUACCGGGCCCACUACCGCUGGUGGGUGUUGGAGGGGACUGGCUGCCAGCGGCCGAGCCGCCGCCCCCCGCUCCCUGCCGCCCAGCUCAGCAAACCGCUGCUGGCCCUGCCCAGGCUGGCGCUACCCCUGGGCCCGCACUGCCUGCAGUUCACGGUGGCGCUGGGUGGGAGCCCGCUGCGCGGUAGGGCGGCGACUGUGAUCCAGGUGGAGCCGAGCAGCCCGGUGCCCAUCAUCAGCGGGGGAACGCAGAGGAGCUGGGCUGCCCACCGAGACCUGGUGCUGGACGGCUCCCAGUCCUACGACCCAGAUGGCCAGAUGGAAGAGGGGGACCACCUGAUGUACCGCUGGCACUGCGAGAGCACGGAUCAGUCCACUACUCUCUGUAUCCCUGCUGAAAGUGCUAUGGGGCGUUAUCACCAUCCCUGGGCACACGCUGGUGCCGGUGCUACCUACACAUUCACACUGACUGUCAGCAAGCCUGGGAGCAAGGAAGCCCACACCACUCAAAUGGUUUUAGUCCGAGCUGGAAAGGUCCCCAGUGUGCUUUUGGAGUGUAUCUCCUGCCGUGUCCGCUGGAGCUAUGGAGUGAGCAGGAGUACACACGUCACACUGGCUGGAAGAUGUGCCAACUGCAGCAGCCAGUUAUUGCACAAGUGGACAGUUCAAAGUUCAGAUGGCUACCCCUUGAUCUUAGACAACAAAACCACCUCCACGGGAGACUGGAAUGCUGACCUGGUCAUUCGACAGGGUGUCCUCCAAGAUGGAGUCAACUAUACAUUCACCUUGAACAUAACUGACCUCGAAGAGGAAAUCACAGGGUUCUCCAGCAUCAUUCUGAGCCCUAACUAUCCUCCCAGUGGAGGACACUGUACCAUCCAUCCAGAUGAAACUCUCUACCUGUUGGAGACCCCUCUUAGCUUUAACUGCACAGGCUGGUGGGAUGAGGACGGAAACGUUGAUCAACUGGUUUACUCCCUGGUGGCUGUCACCUGUUCCAGGGGCUCUGUUUGCGAGAGGUUCCAGCUGUACUGGGGCAUCAGAUCCUCUUUCAGUGCUUUGUUGCCUGUGGGCUCACGGGCCAAUGCCACAGCAGUCAGCGUGCUCGUUGAGGUGGAGGACUUAUUGGGUGCCCGUACUACUGCCGUCAACAAGACCGUGAUGGUUCUGAUGCCGGAUCUCCCAUUAGGACCACAGGGUGUCAUUGACUGGUUGACGCGUAAGAGCCAGUCAGAGUUAUGGGGCCUGGUUCAGCAGGGGAAUCCUGAUAAAGUGAUCCCAUUCUCCAUUGCUCUCAUCAGUGCUCUAAACCAGCACACUAGGCAUCAGGGAGAAGUCCUGCAGGACCGGAUCGCCAUCCGUAGUAAUGUGACCUUGGCAUUGGCAUCCCUGAAUGUCACCACACUGGAGGAGGUGACCCAGGUCAGCGCGGGUCUGGCUCAGUGUGCGGCUUUCCCUGAAGAACUAGUUAGGGGACAGGGAUUAGCCAGGAGUCUGAAGAUGAGCAGACAAAUGAUUGACAUCAUUGGGAAUAAGACAGGUCAAGGGUCAGCCACACCCACAGAGGCUGGAAGGAAUAUCUUGAGAGUCCUAGGUGCUGCAAUGGCUGCAGUAAGUUCCGGCCUGAACAAUGGCAGUGAUGCAGCCGGCGGCCUGCUCACUUCUGCCUCCAUCUUCAAGCUGACCAACAAUCUCGUCCAGUCCCUCAUGCGCUCUCGUGUCCUCAACGAGGAACUCCUGUCCCUGUCUGUCUCGGAGAUUGACGUGCAAGGGAAGAGAACGGACCCCUUCAACUUGCUGUGUGCUUGGCCUCAGGACCACUGCCACUUCCAUGUGCCCCGGGCGUUGUCCCAUCAGCUGUCGGCAAGCCGUGAACUCGUCCAGGUCACAAUGAGCCUCAGAGUCAACCCAUUCCUGACAGGCUCCAUCAGCAACGACAGCAUCUCCACCCACCUCGGAUCCAUGGAGUUCAGCAGUGCACAGGGCCUCCCUGUCCCCGUCAGUGGCCUGUCCACGGAGACGUCCAUCCGCAUUACCUUACCAGAUAGGAGGAUGGAACGCUGGAGGCACGGCACCAUGACGAAGACCCUCCGUCCCGGAGAGAAUGUGAACUUCACGGUCCAGCCUGUGAACAGUAACCGUGCAGCGGGCCUCCAUGUCUGCCUGCGAUUCACCCUGCUAGAGCUUGGAGGAGCCCAGGACCCAGAUCCUUUCAUUCAUAUCUAUGUUCACAAUGACUCUCGGUUUCAUGCGACCUCCUAUAAAGUGACCAAAGGAAUUGCAUUGCCUUCUGAUACUGGCAGUCUGAGUGCUGAGCACACCAUCUUCCUGUCGCCUGAGGGGUACGACACUACCAGCGAGGAGCUCAGUGUCACCAUUUCCAGCCACUUCUCCUCUGCUCCAGUAGAGGUUUCUGUCAUUGUGUACACCUCGCUGUGUCAGUACUUCGACUUCCAGAGUCUGAAGUGGAGGACAGAUGGCAUCUUACCCACACACUGGACCAGGCCAGAGGAAGCAGUGUGCCUCACACAGCACCUCACUGUCUUCGGAGCGAGCCUCUUUGUGUAUCCAGAUGCUGUACAGUUUCUGCCUCCUGUGAACAGCCCGGUGCAGAACUCGAUUGUGGCAAUCACCUGUGCCUUGGUCUUUGCUGUUUAUGUCCUGGUGGCUCUCACUGCCCACAAGCUGGACUACAUCGAUAUCAACCGGGUCGGUAUCAUCCCCCUCUGUGGGCAACGUGGUCGCUACAAGUAUGAAGUAAUGGUGAAAACUGGCUGGUACAGGAACUCAGGUACUACAGCUCACGUGGGCAUCAGUCUACAUGGGCUGAACAAGAGUGGGUCCCGUCACCUGGAUAAAGAAGGAGCAUUCCAAAGGAACAGUCUGGAUGUUUUUCAGGUUGAGACAAAUGCCAACCUGGGCGAGAUCUGGAAAAUCCGAAUCUGGCAUGACAACACAGGCUUAGACCCUUCAUGGUACCUGGAGCAUGUGGCAGUUUGGGACAAGCAGACGGACAGUUUGUACUACUUCCUAGCUCAGGACUGGCUGUCUGUGGAGAAUGAGAAGAAUGAAGGAGUGGUGGAGAAGGAUGUGUUGGCAGCAUGCCCCCAGGAGUUGCGUCGUUUUUCCCGCAUCUUUGCUUCACAACUGAAGCGCGGCGUGUCAGAGAAGCACAUCUGGCUCUCAGUCUGGGAUCGUCUGCCACGGAGCAACUUCACUCGAGUCCAGCGAGUCACCUGCUGCACCCUCCUCAUAUACUUGUUCUUUACCGUGGGGGCGGUGUGGUAUGGAGCUGUCGGAAUCAAAAGCAAGAGCCUUCCAGUGGCGUACCUUGCCACUGUCACAGGUGAGACGGUGGCGGUUGGCAUUGUCCUGGCUGGCGUGGUGUUCCCGGUCCACCUCCUCUUCACUUUCCUCUUCAGAAGAACACGUAGCAAGGUCACGGUGGAUAACCCAGAACCUCCCACCAAAGAGACACAGUCUGUGGAAAUGGAUGUGUACCUGGACCCCUCCGAGCUUGGCAGCUCCUCCUUCCUGUCCAUCCCCAGAGGCCAGGACUCCAUUGUGGAUGGAAGCUUGGACAGUUACGAAUCCCUUGGAAGUAAACAGAUGGAACCUGAUUUUGGAUUUGCUCCGCAGCUGAUCAAUGGGAGGUGCAGAUGCUUCGCUUUCUUCAACAACAACCUCGUGGUAGACUGGCCAUCAUACGACAGUCUUUUCAACUUCCCCGACCUCUUGAACCGCGACCCUUUCUUAAGUCAGAAUAAAAUUUUGAAGAGGAAGAAGCCUUUGCGGAAACAGGGGAUUAAGUCCUGUUCGUCCUCGGAUGAGGAUCCACUCUCCUUUUCCAUUUCAGACUCCUAUGACAGCAGGAGUUUGAAACACAAUCACCUGACGGCAUCAGAUGAAGAUCUCAUGAGGAGCAUUGCAGAAGAAGCAAAAGUUAAUGACAGGUCAUCAGACCAGGUGACAUCAGACAGUGGGCGUUUCUCUCCGAGGGCAGAGGUGGACCUGGUCUCUGAGCACUUGGAAAGCUCUCUCAGUACCUGGUCUGACCUUGGAGAGAGGAAGCCACAUCAGUCGUCUUCCCUCAGUUCAUCAAGAAGAAUGGCCAGCAGUUUCUUGACCAGCCUGGAGCCAACCCCCAUACCGGGCUCUGCCAUUUCCACUCGUAUCGGAAUCUCAAAGAGCCCAAGGAAAUGGCUCUUCCCUCAUUCAGCCCUCUAUGUAACGUACAUCCUGUGCUUCCUCCUCAUGGCCACGUGCAUCAGUCUGACCAUCUCCUAUGGCAUGUUAUUCCCCAAUCACGUGGUGCUCAUGUGGCUGAUUUCUGCCUCCUUCUCCUUCCUGACCUCAUUUUUCUUCCUGGAACCCCUAAAGGUGUUGUGUGAAGCCCUGAUCCUUGCUCUGAUUACCAAGCCAGUAGAUCCUGAUGAGGAUGAUAAACUGGUCGAAGAACCGUUGGUCAAGAAAGCUUCAGAAAGAAUCAGUAAAGUCCGAGCACCGUAUGGCUACAGUCUCCUCCAAGCCAAAGAGGAGGCACGAAAAGUGAGAGCAUUGUACUCACUGAUGAAGAACUGUAUCGUGCACACGCUCUUCCUUCUGGUGGUGCUCAUCAUCAACUACCAGGGAUGCUCUGAAAACACCAAUGCCCGGCUUCUGCACGCUGCCAUUCGACAGUCAGUCGUUGGCAGGAAUCCACAGGCACCCAACGCUGCUGUUAUUCGGAGGCCAACUGAUACCUGGCAAUGGAUAGGGACCACGCUACUGCCUCACUUGUACAACAAUUCAAGGCUGACGCUGCUCGGAGUACCACAGCUACAACAAGUCCGGUCGAAGGAAGGACAUUGUUCCCCAUGGGCUUACAGGCUAAUCUCUGGCAUUCAUCCUGAUGUUACCUGCAGCCACUAUAACUCACUGAGCAACAAAACAAUGACCAGGGGUACCAAUUACCCUUGGGCUCACUCAUCAGAUGACCUUGCUGGGACACAGGCCUUGUCUGUUGAGUUCACCCAGUAUAGCCGGGACGUGGAUUUAUACGCAGUGGUGAAGUUAGUUGUGGAAUUCCAGCCUGCGAACCCAGCAGCACCAACCAUAGAUAUCAAACCUUUCUCUCUGCUGCGUUCAAGCCGGGGCUUGGACCUAUUGCUCAUGUCUAUGGUCUUACUGCUCCUCUUCAGCCUUGUUUUCUUGUGUGCGGAAGCUGCUGCCAUGCGUAGAGUGGGUCUGCCUUACUUCAGAGAGGGCCAGAAGUACCUCCAGCUCCUGGUCAUCCUCCUCUCCACCCUCAUUCCCACCUUCCACUUCAGCGGCCUCCGACUGGCCGACGUGCAGCUCGACCGUCACAAGAGGAACCGCUGGGCGUUUGUCAGCUUCUACCAUGUCGCCCUGCUGUCUGAGGUGGUCACCGACCUCGCCGCCUUGCUGCUCACCAUUCUCACCGUGAAGAUCAUAGGACAACUUCGUUUUUUCCGAAGGUGGUGUGUGUUCGGGAAGACAUUCCGGUAUACGUUCCAAGAGCUGACAGCAGCCACCUUAACCUUCUUCCUGCUUGACCUGGUCUAUGCACAGUGUGGCUACAUGAUAUUCUCUCCAGCUCUGGAAGACUUUAAAACGUUCAGGCACACCGUGCUGUCUUUGGUCGCCUUCUCCCGAGGAGCUGUGGCAUUGCAGCAUGCGGUUCACCAAUAUCCCAAGACCGCAUCGGUCUACUUCAUCAGCUGUCUGCUGUGCCUGGUGUGGAUUACAAGGAACCUCUUCUGUGCCAUCACCAUCCAGAACUACAGGCACGUCCGAGCAGAAAUGUACCGUCCUGCCAUUGAGCCACAAGAUUAUGAAAUGAUCGAGUUCUUCAUCAAGAGGUUCAAGCUCUGGAUCGGACUAACCAAAGCAAAGGAGUUCCGUCACAAAGUGAAGUUUGAAGGAAUAGAGUCCCUGCCAACAGGCAAUUCCCGAACUUCCAGGUUUUCCCGGUUGCCAUCUGCAAGCACCGAGUCCCACUGUUCCGACUGCACCGUUUCAUCUGGCUCCGUGCGAUCCGAGGAAAUGAAUCUUGCGGAGGGUCCGACCGCAGAGGUGCACGGUGUUGAGGCCUACCUUGACCGACUGCUGCCAACCAUUAAUGGUCUCCUUGAUCAGUUUGACCGUGUCAAUAAAGUCACCGAGGACUUGUACCGUAUUGAAACCGAUUUGCAGAAACUGCAGGACAGAAUUAAUGAGAAGAGGAGGGGACAAGGCAUGCAAGCAAAGAGCAACGCUGAGACAAGGACCAUCCCUCUGCCAAGCGCGCAUCUCCGUCGUCCGAGAACGUAUAGUGCCAUCUCCGAAUCAGCAGUCUCCAGCCAGCAGCCAGCAGCUUGUGAGCAUUCCGCAGAAGUAGUCAGGUCCGUUCACAGGGACCUGAUGGGUGGAUCCAGGCCUGGUGAUGCCCCCAGACGAAAAGCCUGGCAGUCUGGGCUACCGUUGUCCGCAGGCAUCAGCCAGAGGUCACUACCAAGCUCAGGGCUGGCUUCAAAACCCAGGCCCAGAAGUGAGGAAGGCCAGGAUCGAGGACUUGGGAGGCAGCUGGAACCAGUAAAGAGGAGAGCAUGGCAUACUGAAAGUGCUGAGGGAAACCAUCUGUGAUUACACAUAGAAACCAUGAGGAUGCUCUAUAGAACAUUUACAGUCAUACAGUGGCACUGUU